CCCGGCCGCACCCGUGCCCAGCAUGUCGGCGCUCGAAUGGUACGCCCACAAGUCUCUGGGCGAUGGCAUCUUCUGGAUUCAAGAACGCUUCUACGAAUCUGGCAACCGCGCCAACAUCUGGCUGGUGCGUGGUUCGGAGCAGGACGUGGUGAUUGAUACAGGCCUGGGGCUGCGGAGCCUGCCGGAGUACCUCUACUCCUCCGGCCUCUUGCAGGACUGCGGGGCCAAAGAGGAUGCGGCGCGCCGGCCGCUGCUGGCCGUGGCCACCCACGUGCACUUCGACCACUCCGGCGGCCUCUACCAGUUCGACCGAGUCGCCGUGCACCACGCCGAGGCCGAGGCGCUGGCUCGCGGGGACAACUUUGAGACCGUGACCUGGCUGUCCGAUAGCGAGGUGGUGCGGGCCCCCAGCCCGGGCUGGAGGGCCAGGCAGUUCCGGGUACAGGCGGUGCAGCCCACCCUCAUCCUGCAGGAUGGGGAUGUGAUCAACCUCGGUGACAGACAGCUCACUGUUAUGCACAUGCCAGGUCACUCCAGGGGCAGCAUUUGCUUGCAUGACAAGGACCGAAAGAUUCUCUUCAGUGGAGACGUCGUGUAUGAUGGAUCAUUUAUUGACUGGCUCCCAUACAGCAGGAUAAGUGACUAUGUUGGAACCUGUGAACGUCUGAUAGAAUUAGUGGACAGAGGUCUGGUAGAAAAGGUGCUUCCUGGGCACUUCAAUACCUUUGGUGCCGAAAGGCUUUUUCGAUUGGCUUCUAACUAUAUUUCAAAAGCCGGGAUAUGUCACAAAGUUUCUACUUUUGCCAUGAGAUCUUUUGCAAGCUUAGCUCUACGUGUAACAAAUUCUAGGACCUCACCCUAGUAUCUAUACUGAUAAUCUAUUUUGAUUAAUUACAUAAAUUAAUUCAAUUCAUUCUGUGCUAUUUAAAUAGUUAAUAGUGAGCAUUUCAAGAAGUGCUUUUCUACCACUAUUGUAUAAAGAAAGAUUGAGAAAAGAUUGAGAAUGAAUAAGCCAAAAAAGAAAAUUCUUAGUUUAAAUUGUUUUCUUUCUUCCAAGUAAGAAACCACUUAAGUAAGCUUAUAAUUUGCCAAAGCUGUCAUCUUGUAAUAUUUGCUCUAGAAAUGACAUAGAAGUAUAUGGGAAAGCAAGGAGGUAUUUUGCAGCAAGAGAAAGGACUGUCCUUGCCUCCAAUUUGUUUUAUUUUAUU
Molecule: messenger RNA, 1208 nt
Organism: Propithecus coquereli (Coquerel's sifaka)
Lineage: Eukaryota; Metazoa; Chordata; Mammalia; Primates; Indriidae
Gene: MBLAC2
Product: metallo-beta-lactamase domain containing 2
Exons: 2
Coding region: 23-862 (279 amino acids)
Source: RefSeq, a predicted model, not a curated record